GCUGAAACACUUCCUUUGCAUCUGACUGAAGGGGUGCCUGAGAAAAGCGGAAGAGCAGAGACCCAGCACGACCGGUGAGGGCUGACUGCUCCCGGGCUGAAAGGAUCCACUUUCCCAACUCGGCAGAUGCCCCUCCAGCGCCCCGGCUUUGGAUUUAUCAGCGGUUAGACAAGGGGCCGUUUCUGCUCUGGGUUUCGAGAGGCCUCUCCCCGCUCCCGGCCCGACCACCCCGGGGAAGAGCCGUCGGGAGACGGGGUCCGGCCCGGCUCCGACCCGGGGCCCCGGAGGCGGCCGCCCUCCCGGGGGGGAGAUGUGCUCCCGGGGCCCGCCCCCGGGGCCCGUCUGCGCCCGCCGCCAGCCCCGGACAUGGAUCCCGAGGCCCCGGAGCCGCCCGUCCUUCUGAGAGAGGCGGCCAAGAGGAGGCGGCGGAGGAUGAAGGCCUACGGCACCCCGGGCCCGCCGGUCCCCCCGGCUCCCUCGGAGCUGAUCCCCAUCGAGUUCACCCUGCCCGCCCGGCGGCGGGACUCCCCGGAGACCCCCGAGACGGUGACCCUGGACGUGCCGGGGAACGGCAGCGUGGAGCAGAUGAAGGCCCAGCUGUGGGCCCACGCGGCCGAGCUGGGCCCGGUCGGGGCCUUCUUCCAGCGCAGCUGCCCUGACCAGUUCCUGCUGCUCUACCAGAAGAGGGGCCAGUGGUACGAGGUGUAUGACCGGCACCAGGCCGUGCAGACCCUGGACUGCGUGCUCCACUGGAAGGUCACGCGUCUGCCCGUGGGCCACAUCCGGGUGGCGCCCAGGCCGCAGCCCACCCCGGAGGUGCUGGACUUCCAGCGCCGUCUGACCGAGCUGAUCGGCUACGACGUGACGGACGUGAGCAACGUGCACGACGACGAGCUGGAGUCCACCCGCCGCCGGCUGCUGGCCCCGCGGGCGGCCGAGGUGGCCGGCCGGGACCCCGGGCUCUACGCCAUGCACCCCUGGGUCACGUCCAAGCCGCUGCCCGCCUACCUGCAGGGCAAGGUGGCCAACGGCCACGUCCUGCUGGUCAUCCACCGGGGCACCACCAGCCAGACGGUGAAGGUGUCCGUGGACGAGACCCCCGGGGCCAUCCUGCGGGGCUUCUUCACCCGGAUGGCCAAGAAGAAGUCGCUGAUGGGCAUCCCCGAGGGCCUGGGCGAGCGGGACUUCGUGCUGCGGGUCUGCGGGCGGGACGAGUACCUGGUGGGCGAGACGCCCGUCAAGAACUUCCAGUGGGUCCGGCAGUGCCUGAAGAACGGCGAGGACAUCCACCUGGUCCUGGACGCGCCGCCCGACCCGGCCCUGGACCGGGUGCGGGAGGAGGAGUGGCCGCUGGUGGACGACGGGCCCGGCGCCACGGGCUACCACGACCAGCUGACGGUGGCGGGCAAGAGCCACGAGCGGGUGCUCACCGUGUCCCUCUGGGACUGCGACCGGCGCUUCCGGGUCAAGAUCCGGGGCUUCGACGGGCCGGCCGCGCCCCCGCGGGGCCCCGAGCCCACCGUGUUCGUGGAGGCCAAGGUCCAGCACGGGCAGCAGCUGCUGAGCCAGAGCAGGACGACCAGCAAGCCCUGGGCCGAGGAGGUGCUGUGGAAUCAGUGGCUCGAGUUCGGCAUCCGCAUCAAGGAUCUGCCCCGGGGGGCCCUGCUCAACCUGCAGAUCUACUGCGGCCGGGCCCAGGGCGGGCCGCCCCCCGCGCCCGGCUCCCCCGGGCCCGGCUCCGACCCCCGGGCCCGGCACCAGCUGCUCUACUACGUCAACCUGCUGCUGGUGGACCACCGCUCCCUGCUGCGCCGCGGGGGCUACGUCCUGCACAUGUGGAAGACCUCCGGGAAGGAGGACGGCCGCGGCAGCCUCAACGCCGACAAGCUCACCUCGGCCACCAACCCCGACAAGGAGAACUCCGUGGCCAUCUCAGUCCUGCUGGACGACUACUGCCACCCAGUCGCCCUGCCCAAGCACCGGCCCGCCUCCGGCCCCGACGGGGCCGGGGCCGGGGCGGGGGGCCGGGCCGAGAUGCCCAACCAGCUCCGCAAGCAGCUGGAGGAGAUCGUCGCCACCGACCCCCUCCACCCGCUCAGCGCCGAGGACAAGGAGCUGCUCUGGCACUUCCGGCACGAGAGCCUGAAGCACCCCGAGGCCUACCCCAAGCUCUUCAGCGCCGUCGACUGGGGGCGGCAGGAGACCGUGGCCGUGGCCUACCGGCUGCUCGCCCGCCGGGAGGUCUGGGACCGGAGCGCCCUGGACGUCGGCUUGACCCUGCAGCUCCUGGACUGCAACUUCUCCGACGAGAACGUGCGAGCCAUGGCCGUGCAGAAGCUGGAGAGCCUGGAGGACGACGACGUCCUGCACUUCCUGCUGCAGCUGGUGCAGGCCGUGAAGUUUGAACCGUACCACGAUAGCGCCCUGGCCCGAUUCCUGCUGAAGCGUGGUCUGAGGAACAAGAGGAUCGGCCACUUUCUGUUCUGGUUCUUGAGGAGCGAGAUCGCUCAGUCGCCGCACUACCAGCAGAGGUUCGCGGUGCUCCUGGAGGCCUACCUCCGGGGCUGCGGCCAAGCCAUGCUCCAAGACUUCACCAGGCAGGUCCAGGUCACCCGCCUGCUGCACAAGCUCACGCUCGAAAUCAAGUCGCUCUCCGCCGACAAGUACGACGUCACCCCCCAAGUCGUUGCUCAACUUAAGGAAAAGCUUGAAAACCUGCAGAACUCUCACCUUCCGGACAGCUUCAGAGUUCCCUACGAUCCUGGCCUGAAGGCCGGAAAGUUGGUGAUUGAAAAAUGCAAAGUGAUGGCCUCCAAGAAAAAGCCCCUCUGGCUGGAGUUCCAGUGCGCCGACCCCACGGCCCUGUCCAGCGAAACCAUCGGGGUCAUCUUCAAACAUGGCGAUGACCUCCGGCAGGACAUGCUCAUCCUUCAGAUCCUACGAAUUAUGGAGUCGAUCUGGGAGACGGAGUCUUUGGACUUGUGUCUGCUGCCUUAUGGCUGCAUUUCCACUGGAGAUAAAAUAGGAAUGAUUGAGAUCGUCAAGGAUGCUACCACAAUUGCCAAGAUCCAGCAAAGCACUGUAGGAAACACAGGCGCCUUUAAGGAUGAAGUAUUACAUCACUGGCUUAGAGAAAAAUGCCCAAUUGAAGAAAAGCUCCAGGCGGCCGUGGCACGGUUCGUGUACUCCUGUGCGGGCUACUGCGUGGCCACCUUUGUGCUCGGCAUCGGAGACCGACACAACGACAACAUCAUGAUAACCGAGUCCGGAAAUCUGUUCCAUAUCGACUUUGGGCACAUUCUUGGGAAUUACAAAAGUUUCCUGGGCAUCAGUAAAGAGAGAGUCCCCUUCGUGCUGACCCCCGACUUCCUGUUUGUGAUGGGGACAGCUGGGAAGAAGACCAGCAAGCACUUCCAGAAAUUUCAGGAAGUUUGUGUCCGAGCUUACCUGGCCCUCCGGCACCACACCAACCUGCUGAUCAUCCUGUUCUCCAUGAUGCUGAUGACGGGGAUGCCCCAGCUGACCAGUAAGGAGGACAUCGCCUACAUCAGGGACGCCCUGACCGUGGGGAAGAGCGAAGAGGAGGCGGAGAAGUACUUCCUGGACCAGAUUGAGGUGUGCCGAGACAAGGGCUGGACCGUGCAGUGUAACUGGUUUCUGCACCUGGUGCUGGGCAUCAAACAAGGCGAGAAGCACUCUACAUAGUCCCGGCUGACGGCGUCUGGAGGGGAAGGAGGGCAUGACAAGAGCAUCCCCGAACCCUGACCUUCGGACCUUCUCAUUCAGCCCCCGCCCCCCCCGCAUGGAGGAAUGUUGUGGCUCCGGCCGUCGGGGGGCUCUCGCUUAACGGUUUGACGCUCCCCUAUUUGCCACCUUUUCCUUUGGCUUUGGCCAACCUGAGGAGAGCUUCCCACACCGGCUGCUAGCUCCACGAUCCAAGCCCGGGUGACGUUUCCGGCCUGACAGAGGAAAACCGCCAGCCCAGGACUGCCCUCCUUCCCCACAAAACCUUGGCAACACUCGUCUCCCCAAGAGUCCUCUCAGGACCACCCCCUAUUCUGGAGACCUACUCCAGCCUACCAGGGGGCCCCGAGGCCCACCGUGCCAGGGCCCACCUGGGCCCCGACCUUUGUCCAUGAUGUUUGCUCUGGGAUUGCCCACAGCGGGUACUUGGGAGUGGGAAACAUGCGGGCAUGACCCACUCCCCUGCCCUGCUCUUCCAGCCACUGAGGGGGGCCUACUGUGGCUCCAGGAUGGGGCAGAGGCCAGGCCGGGUGUCUGGUGUCCUGCGGGCAUAGGGGGUGCGGGGCUCGGAGACACGGGCACAGGCAGAGCACCCCGACAUCCUACAGCUUGCAUUCACAUUGCUGGGGUCUUGUCUGGCUCCCCAGACCCCAUCGCCCAGGGCCCCCCAGGGCCAAGGAGAAGGAUCCCCGGCUCUGUGCGUACCCUUCAAGCCCACCUUCCAAGAUGGGUCAGCCUCAGGGUCCCCCAACCCCAGUUCUGCCAGACCCCAAACUGUUCAGGUCAUGGUCUCAGACAGUGGGGAAAAGAGAUGAAGGAGGGGCAGGGGAAGGAACUUAGCCAACUCCUACCUCUGGGCUUCCCUCCUCCAUCUGCCUCCCCCCCCUUUUUUUUAAUGGCAUUUGUUAAUUGCUUACUAUGUGCCCGG
Ornithorhynchus anatinus (platypus) is the source of this 4672-nucleotide messenger RNA. It is a transcript of the gene PIK3CG, whose product is annotated as phosphatidylinositol-4,5-bisphosphate 3-kinase catalytic subunit gamma. The transcript has 11 exons. The record is from RefSeq and is a predicted model, not a curated record. Gene Ontology annotation, molecular function: 1-phosphatidylinositol-4-phosphate 3-kinase activity; 1-phosphatidylinositol-3-kinase activity. NCBI's taxonomy places the organism in Eukaryota, Metazoa, Chordata, Mammalia, Monotremata, Ornithorhynchidae. Bases 367 to 3705 code for a protein of 1112 amino acids. Gene Ontology annotation, cellular component: plasma membrane; phosphatidylinositol 3-kinase complex, class IB; cytoplasm. Gene Ontology annotation, biological process: cell migration; phosphatidylinositol-mediated signaling; phosphatidylinositol 3-kinase/protein kinase B signal transduction.